Messenger RNA from Sorghum bicolor (sorghum), 1275 nucleotides. RefSeq names its product heme oxygenase 1, chloroplastic. Gene Ontology annotation, molecular function: heme oxygenase (decyclizing) activity. The transcript is spliced from 5 exons. The record is from RefSeq and is a predicted model, not a curated record. The coding region runs from base 29 to 1045 and encodes 338 amino acids. Gene Ontology annotation, biological process: phytochromobilin biosynthetic process; heme oxidation. NCBI's taxonomy places the organism in Eukaryota, Viridiplantae, Streptophyta, Magnoliopsida, Poales, Poaceae.
ACGUCUGCCAGCAGUCUGCCACCGAUAUAUGCCUAUCCCGAGCCCCAAACUCACUCUCACUGCCACAUGCCACCCGCAUUGCUCAGCUAGUCAGCUCUCCUCCACUCUACCUCCGUCAACGAUCGCGCUCGCGCCUCGUGAAUUUGCUCUCCGAUCUCACUUCGUCACCAUGGCCAUGGCGCCCGCAUGGCUGUCCGCUCCCCGUGCCGCCCUCUCCCACCUCGAUGGCGUCGUCGUCCCCGCGGCCGCGAGUCGCUUCCGCUCAGAAACGGCUGCCCGUGUGGUGGCCGUCGUGUUCCGGCCGAGGACGACCGUGGUUUCUGCCGCGGCGCAGAGGAGCCUGGUCGCGGUGGCGGCGGCGACGGCGACGGUCCCUGCUGCUGCUGCGGGAGGGGAUGAUGAGGCAGGCACCCCGUUUGUCGAGGAGAUGCGGGCGGCGGCCAUGCGGCUGCACUCCAGGGACCAGGCCAGGGACGGGAGGAACGAGGCGCCCAUGGAGCCUCCCAUCGCCAAGUGGCAGCCCACCGUCGAUGGUUACCUCCGGUUCCUCGUCGAUAGCAAGCUCGUCUUCCAGACGCUCGAGGCCAUCGUCCACCGCGCCGCCGUCCCCUGGUAUGCCGAGUUCAGGGAUACUGGUUUGGAGAGAUCAGAGCCACUCAGGAAGGAUUUGGAAUGGUUCAGGCAACAAGGUCACGCGAUUCCAGAACCAUCAGCUCCUGGCAUUACGUAUGCUUCGUCUCUGGAAGAGCUGUCUGGGAAGGAUCCCCCGGCAUUUGUUUGCCAUCUCUACAACGUGUACUUGGGUCAUACUGCUGGAGGCCGAAUCAUCGGCAAAAAGGUUGGUGAGAAGAUCAAUCUCCAGAAAGAGCUGGAGUUUUACGAGUGGGAGGGUGAUCUGUCGCAGAUGCAGCAGAAUGUCCGGGCGAAGCUUAACCGAGUCGCUUCCGGUUGGUCUCGAGCAGAGAAGGACCGCUGCCUGGGCGAGAUGGAGAAGGCGUUUACCUGCUCAAUAGACCUCCGCCGCCAUAUGUUUAUGCUCCCCUGAUUUUGUCUAUCAAUACGGUUUACAUGUCUGCUUCCAUGUUUAGUUGUUAUUGUCAAUAAUUUAACCCUGUUGCUCAGGAAACGUCAGAUACUGUGUGUUUCAUAAAAUAUGCCAUAGAAUUGGGCAACUAGCAUGGAGAUGAUUGUAUCUCUUUCUGCUGUCUGUAAUUCUGGAAAUUAACAGAUUAUUAUCUUCUUAAUUUGGAUGGUUACCGCUUACCUACAACCAAA